Molecule: messenger RNA, 1464 nt
Organism: Tripterygium wilfordii
Lineage: Eukaryota; Viridiplantae; Streptophyta; Magnoliopsida; Celastrales; Celastraceae
Product: putative esterase YitV
Exons: 13
Coding region: 10-1293 (427 amino acids)
Biological process (GO): proteolysis
Molecular function (GO): serine-type peptidase activity
Source: RefSeq, a predicted model, not a curated record
AGGGAAAUUAUGAUGAUGGUUGUUUCUGUAAUCCCCCGCUGUAGUACUCUUCUUAUAUCUACGGUAGCAGUGAUAUCGCACGUCAACGGAAUCCCCCACGUGCCACAGCAGGAACUUCACACGCGUGAGUACCCUCCAAAAACCAUCGCCUAUAAAUACAGGACUCGAAGGAUCGUCAACGUAAUACGUGUUCCUGAAUCUGCAGGGACCAAAAUGCGGGGAGAAUUAGCAGUUGUUCAUGCCGAGACGGUUCGAUCAGAGUUUCUCAAUGUUCUCCGCAGCAGGCGAUCUGCUGAAGUCCCGCUAUCUGUGGAACCUGCAAAACCCGUGGCGCACCCUCUGUACCAGGAUGCAACCACGCCAAACAACAUCAGCGAGGCAAUGGAGUCUUGUCCGAGGGAGAAGAUUGGAAAUCUUAAGGAUUUGCUUAAGGAGGAAAACCUUUACUUGAUUACUGAGGCAGGAGAGCAAGGACGUCUGCCUGUAUUGAUUUUGAGCAUGAAAGAGAGCAACCUUAGAAGGCCUGCUGUAGUUUUUCUGCACAGUACAAAUAAGUGCAAAGAAUGGCUGCGACCAUUGCUUGAGGCAUAUGCUUCUCGGGGUUAUGUAGCCAUUGCUAUUGAUUCUCGCUACCAUGGUGAACGCGCCAGUAGUAAAACCACCUAUCGAGAUGCUCUCAUAUCUUCAUGGAAAAAGGGUGACACGAUGCCAUUCAUAUUUGAUACAGUGUGGGACUUAAUAAAACUAGCAGAUUAUCUCACUGCAAGGAAGGACAUAGACCCCACCCGAAUAGGAAUUACCGGAGAAUCUCUUGGAGGAAUGCAUGCAUGGUUUGCUGCUGCUGGUGACACCCGCUAUUCUGUGGUUGCCCCUAUAAUUGGUGUUCAAGGGUUUCGUUGGGCAAUAGAUAAUGAUAUGUGGCAAGGUCGAGUUGACAGCAUAAAACCUGUAUUUGAAGAAGCACGGAUUGACCUAGGAAAGAGUGUCAUUGAUGAAGAAGUUGUUAAGAAGGUUUGGGAUAGGAUUGCUCCUGGCUUGGCAUCUCAUUUUGAUUCACCAUACACAAUUCCAGCAAUAGCUCCCCGUCCUCUGCUGAUUUUGAAUGGUGCGGACGAUCCCCGUUGUCCACUCGCAGGUUUGGAGAUACCAAAAUGUAGAGCUUCCAAUGCUUAUAAAGAAGCGCAUAGUUUGGAUAAAUUCGAGCUGAUUGCAGAACCUGGAAUUGGACAUCAGAUGACUUCAUCCAUGGUAAUAAAAGCUAGUGAUUGGUUUGACAAGUAUCUGAAGCAGUAACAUCCCCAAAAAAUAUGCAUAUCAGAACCGAUAUCUUCAUGCUCAGAGUCAUCCCUAAACCCUAAACUCGCACUGCAUCUAGAAGACCAAAUAUCGACACAUAUUUGUUAAGCAUCAUUAUCUGUGUAAUAUAAUGGAAAUAAAAAGUAACAUUUGCAUACUUUUUGAUAA